Molecule: messenger RNA, 1615 nt
Organism: Hevea brasiliensis (rubber tree)
Lineage: Eukaryota; Viridiplantae; Streptophyta; Magnoliopsida; Malpighiales; Euphorbiaceae
Product: fatty acyl-CoA reductase 2, chloroplastic-like
Exons: 9
Coding region: 98-1615 (505 amino acids)
Biological process (GO): suberin biosynthetic process; long-chain fatty-acyl-CoA metabolic process
Cellular component (GO): intracellular membrane-bounded organelle
Molecular function (GO): alcohol-forming very long-chain fatty acyl-CoA reductase (NADP+) activity
Source: RefSeq, a predicted model, not a curated record
UGCAGGCAAUAGCUAAGUGGGUAUAUUUCUUGGAAGGAACCUGCUACUGCCACUGCUAGCUUUUCACUCCUCAUUAGCGGUGAGUACUUACUGGACUAUGCCUCCAUUAUCAUCUUGUAUUGGGAUUCUUGAUUUUCUCCAGGGAAAAAACUACUUCGUUACUGGUGCAACUGGCUUUCUAGCUAAAGUUUUAAUUGAGAAGAUGUUGCGAACAGUUCCUAGAGUGGGAAGAAUUUAUGUCUUAAUAAGGGAGAAAAACAAGGAUGCUGCAAUAGAAAGAUUGAAAAAUGAGGUCAUAGAUGAGGAGCUGUUCAAGUGCUUGAAACAAAUUCACGGAAAAUCCUAUGAAGCGUUCAUGAUGAGCAAGCUAGUUCCAGUUGUUGGGAAUGUAUGUGAAUAUAAUCUAGGGAUGGAUGCCGAUACAGCUACCGAAAUUGCAAGACACGUCCAUGUGAUUGUAAACUCAGCAGCCAACACUACCCUUGAUGAGAGGUAUGAUGUUGCUCUUAACGUAAACACCCAAGGACCUGCUCGGUUAUUAGACUUUGCAAAGAAGUGCAAAAAGCUUAAACUGUUCUUGCACGUCUCAUCUGCCUAUGUUAAUGGGGAAAGAAAAGGAAUAAUCUUGGAGAAGCCUUUCGACCUGGGACAAAGCAUAGCAGAGAAGACAAUCCCCCAAGUUUCUGUACCUAGGUUGGAUGUCAGUGCUGAAAUGAAGCUGGCUUCUGAUAUGAUUGAAUCUUUCGAGGAUAAUAUUGGAGGAGCUCAAAACAUGAGAGAUUUGGGCUGGGAGAGAGCAAGAAUCUACGGAUGGCAAAACACUUAUGUUUUCACCAAAGCCAUGGGUGAGAUGCUAAUCAAUAGCAAUAGAGAGAAUCUACCAGUUGUGAUCAUCCGUCCAAGCACUAUUGAGAGCACCUACUCAGAGCCCUUCCCAGGAUGGAUACAGGGGAACAAGGUAAUUGACCCACUCCUCAUAUCCUAUGGGAAAGGUCAGCUUCCAGGUUUUGUAGGAAACCCCCGAACAGUUGUUGACAUUAUACCUGUGGACAUGGUGGUGAAUGCCAUUGUAGCAGCCAUGGCAAAGCAUGGGACCGUUGCUGAACCACAAUUACAUGUGUACCAUGUUACAUCAUCCGUCUCUAAUCCCAUUUCCCUGGGUGAAGUAUGCGACUUGGCCUACGAUCACUUCACCUCUUCUCCACAACUGAACUCGAAAGGGAAGAAAAUCGGCAUCAAGGAAUUCAAGUAUUUCAGCUCGCUGAACAGUUUCACAUCUUACAUUAGGUACGAAACAGCACGGCAAAUUGGACUGAAAGAAGAUCUGUCCAUUUUAGAUCCCAAGGUGCGUCUCCAGAUGCAAACAGAAUGCACCAAAAGGCUUCAGCGACUUGCCCACAUAGCUAGAUUAUAUGAACCCUAUGCAUUUUAUGAAGGACGGUUCAACAACAGCAACAGUAAGGAUUUGAUUGACAACAUGUCUACUGAAGAGAAGAAAAUGUUCACAUUUGAUGUAGAGAGCAUAAACUGGAAGCAUUACAUAAAAAACAUUCACCUUCCAGGCCUGCAGAAGCAUGUUAUCAAAGAAAAACCUGUGGCAGUUGCAAGAUUGUGA